UCAAUAUGAAUGGUCUGAUGGUUCAUCGCUUGAUUAUUUGGUUGAACGUUUAUCAAAUGAAGAUCCGGAUGAGGAACGAGGUGUUUGUGUUGCAAUACAAUUCAAUAUCAGUAAUAAAUUACUCCAAAAACAAUCAUUAUAUAAUCUUUUUGGUAUUCCAAUUCAAAUGUCAAGAAAAGUUCCAGCAUAUUUUUGGACUCAUCAACGAUGUGAUAAUCGACAUUUAUCAAUAUGUCGUAAACCAGGCUUUGAUUAUCAUGCACGUUCUGAAUUAUCAGCAAAAGAAGAGAGACGAUUGAUAAAACAGAACAACUGGGAAUGUUCUAAUGGAUAUAAAUUAUUCAGAGGAAUGUGUUAUAAAUUAUAUGGAACAAAUGCUAACGGUGUAACAUUUAGUGAAGCUAUUCAACGUUGCAAAAUUGAUAAAGCUAAUUUGGUUAGCUUAACUGAUAUCUAUGAAAAUGGAUUUGUUACAUCAAUGUUGCAAAAUUUAAAUAGUAAUGCAUGGAUUGGUAUGGAUAUGACUGAUGGACGAGUACGAUGGUUGGAUGGUGAACCAUUAAAAUUGAUCCGUUUUGGUCCGGAUAAUAGGGUAAUCCGGAUUGGUGGUGAUCGGCAUAUUUAUCAAAAUGUUGGUCAAGCUGGCUUUUCCAACGAGGCUUGUGUUGCAUUAGAUGCUACAAAUAUGAUCGGAUAUUGGGAUAUUAUCUUCAAUAAAACUAGUAAAUUAUAUUUAUUUUCAGCAUAA
This is a messenger RNA of Loa loa (African eye worm), 748 nucleotides long. RefSeq lists its product as hypothetical. The transcript has 6 exons. NCBI's taxonomy places the organism in Eukaryota, Metazoa, Nematoda, Chromadorea, Rhabditida, Onchocercidae. The annotation marks the transcript as partial. The record is from RefSeq and is a predicted model, not a curated record.